Hyaloscypha bicolor E is the source of this 1250-nucleotide messenger RNA. RefSeq lists its product as uncharacterized. The coding region runs from base 181 to 1194 and encodes 337 amino acids. The transcript is spliced from 3 exons. NCBI's taxonomy places the organism in Eukaryota, Fungi, Ascomycota, Leotiomycetes, Helotiales, Hyaloscyphaceae. The record is from RefSeq and is a predicted model, not a curated record.
GAUUCUUCACAGGCAUUUCUUUUACUUCACUCGUCAUCUAGUCUAACCUUCUAACACCUGCUCACUACUCCCUAACCCACAUCAUCUUCAGCUAUUGCCUUCUGCUCUCCGGGUACUAUUAAGUCGGCCGUCCUCCCUGAAGCUUUUCGAACACCAGGUCUGUUGGCGAGCAUACUGUACAUGACGUACUCAUACCUCCGUUCUGAGAGGGGAUGGAGUAAUCCAGAGUUAGCUUUGGGUUUGAAAAUGGCUGCGAUAUCACAAAUAAACCUCAAGCUGUCUCAUCCAAGCACAGCAACGUGUACCAACGUGAUCGCCUCGAUUGCGUAUCUCUGCACUGGCACCUGGAUCUUUGGCAGCCAUUUUGAAGAAGUCGAAACUCAUCUGGAUGGCUUGGGGAUAAUGGUUAAACAACGUGGCAUGGAAAGCCUUGGCGUGUACCAAUUUGGCCGCACCAUCCGAAAGUAUAUUUUUGUGCAGCAUCUCCUUCUAGCAGCAAUUCGGGCGCAGCCUCCCACAUCCACAUUUGACCUUGAUUAUAACCGGUUGUUUAAUUCUGCCUCGGUGAAGGAUACGAAACAUGUGUCACCAUUAUACUGUCCUCAAGAGACAUUUGCCCAACUUCUUCAAUCCAAACAAUUCAGCGAGGAUACAGUGGAUAUUCUGUAUAAUGCCAAGGCUCUUAUCGACUUGGUGAUUGACGUAGAUGAAGGUACAAUCAAAGAAGUGGACUUCAACAUCACACUCUUCCAUAUUAAGAAUGAACUAGAGCGUCACAUUUCAGCAGACGAUCCCCAAGGCAUCCCUGACUGCAAUUGGGUCUUCGAAUGCUGUCGCCUGACGGUGGCGAUCAUGCUGAAGGCUAUGGAGACAUCACAGCCCCUCCUUUCAAGCAGUUCGGCGCUCACGCAUAGUUUGGUCAGCGCACUAGAAAAGACAGAUAUUGGGGGCAAUUGGGGAGAGCUAUCAGGUGUGCUGUAUUGGGUAUCAAUGAUUGGAUCCGCAUCUAGUCAGGGAAGGCCAGGUCACAGAGUGUUGGACUCCGCACUGGGUCGCACAAUGUCCGAGAUAGCUUUUACGGCCUCGGAUUUUGGUUCCGCAGUCGAGCCUGUACGAAAAUUCUCUCGUUUACAGCUGGCUUUGAAGAGAAGAUCUCAGGUAGCGGUUCCAGAAAAUUCUCAUAGGAAGUAUUGAGCAACGCUUGACUACAGCACCUUUGAUGUAACAAGUCGGCUGUUAAUGGCUAUGGG